Molecule: messenger RNA, 1086 nt
Organism: Didymodactylos carnosus
Lineage: Eukaryota; Metazoa; Rotifera; Eurotatoria; Philodinida; Philodinidae
Source: the annotation of a GenBank genome assembly
AUGCUUGGAAUGGCUUACCAUGAACUUUUGGCAAAAACUAGAAGCAUCAUUGAAUCAAUAGUUUCUUUAUUAGCUCCGAAUAAUGCUGAAGAAGUUUUGGAUUCGCUAUGCAGUGGAAAUGAGAGUGAAAAUCCAGUAGUGUUGGAUGGAAAGUUUUUGUCCGUAAUAAAAGGAGUAACACAAGCGUAUCAAAAUGCUGACGACUGGCCUACGAGGCGAAUAACACCUUCUUUGGGUGCGUUAAGUAAACCAUACGAGCUAUAUAUUUUGCUUAUCUUAUUAUUAUCAAAACCUCUUAUGGGAAAAAAGCCUAUUGAUCCAGUUAUCCGGGCUCAGGCGGUGGCCUUACAUGGUGCCGGUCUCAACCAGGUUCAAAUUUCAAAACAACUAAAGAUCUCAAGAAGUUGUGUUCAAAAUACGAUCAAAAAGUAUGAAGAGCUAUUUCGAUAUAAUGAUUUGAAACACACCGGACGUCCAAAAAAACUUUCUGAUCGUGAAGUUCGGCAUUUGAAAAAAUUGGUCAAAGGAGAUUCCCGCCUCAGCGCUGCGAAAAUAGCGUCGGACUUGACCAACAGCUUACCAAAACCGGUUACAAUACGAACAGUACGCCGAUAUUUGAAAGAUCUUGGCUUUGAGUACGUAGUGAAAAUCAAGAAACAGUGGUUAAGUGCCCGACAUUGGCAACAGCGUGUUGCCUGGUGCACACAACAUUUGAGCUGGACACAUGAUGACUGGCGGAAGAACAAACGAAUACCGGUAAUUGGCAUAUGGGGCGGCAUCUCGCGUUUCGGUACAACCGCUGCUAAGAUUUACACGCAAAAUAUGAAUGGUCAAUUAUAUUGCGAUGUUUUGCAGAAAGAACUACAGCAAUCCAUGACAAAAAUACUGAAGAAAACUGAAAUAAUCUUCCAACAAGACCUGGCUCCAUGGCAUACAUCAAAUAUAUUGAAAGAUAAAAUUGCCAAAUUGAAAUUGAAAGUAUUCGACUGGGCCUCUAAAAGUCCAGCCCUCAGCCCGAUAGAGAUGCUGUGGUCCAUUUUGGACAAAAAAUUGGCUUCAAAACGAUUUAUUUCAAAGGAGCCUUGA